Molecule: messenger RNA, 1222 nt
Organism: Plutella xylostella (diamondback moth)
Lineage: Eukaryota; Metazoa; Arthropoda; Insecta; Lepidoptera; Plutellidae
Source: RefSeq, a predicted model, not a curated record
GUAAGAAUAAUAAAAGUUCAACACAAUUACGUAAAAAUGAUUCAUAAAGAGCAAGAAGAACUUAGAACUACGCCGAUAUCUCAGCACGACAAAAAAAAGUGCGGGAUGAUUGCCGUCGCCGCCAUCGUACAAUCUGUGGCGGUGUUUGCUCUCGGCGCCACCGUCCUGGGUUGCAUGUGGUCCGUGGAACGCGCUCUCUUUGAGUUUGACACGCUGGCCCGGGUGAUGUACCUUUACGACCCCGAGGCAUGCGGCCACGGGAGCACCAACCCUCGGACCUUCCACGAGCUCGUGCUCAGCAACGACACGAGAGGGUUCACUGUCGUUCCUAUCAAGAGAUUGCCACCAGUCGCUACCAAGUCUACCAGGCUGGCAGCGGAGAUGCGGAGGCAUGUGACCGGAAGCAUAGUAUUACAUGGGAUUUGGUUUCUCCUGAGCGUCUACAUCCGGUGCCUCUGUGGCUUCAAGAACGUCAACGUGUCGGUGCUCAGAUACUCACUCAUCGUUUUCUUCUGGUCUUUUGUCCUCAUCUGCAUCUUUGAUACGAGUAUGGGAAUCGUUUACAUUGCCCAUGUGCAGCAGAGCUUGACCAUAGGAAUGAUUGUGAGAUACAGCGGCUGGUUACGUCUGAAGAUCAGCAACUACGAAGACUUCGGGGGCUGGCUGCCGCUGGCGCUGGGCGGCUGCUGGCUGAAGGGCGCCGCCCUCGCCGCCCUCAACUUCUACUGCUGCGGCGUCAUCCGAGCCAUCAUGAGGAAUGUCUCCGCCAGGGACUACAGGAGAAGGCUCGUGUUUGACGUCAAUGAACCGAUUCCCGAACCGUUGAAUGCGACCUUUGAGAAGGGUGCACUGUAUUACAGGCUUGGGGAAGAAAAGCCGUUUAAGAUUAACAGUAGUGAUUAGUUUAUUCAAUCCGAGUUAUUGGUACUGAGUGAGUUUUUCUGACUAUUAUGAGAAUGAAAACCUGAAGCUUUUGUUCAAUUGAACAUUACUAACAUCAUCUCUUACUGUUAUUUUUAUAUCAGGUUUAAUUAAGUAGGGUAUAAUAAUUGUGGUGUCAUUAGAAUGCAGUAAGUAACAUUGAUGAUAGGUAGGUACGUAACUUGUGUUUGAGUGUAAGUGAACAUCGCCCUACAUUAAAUAAAGACUGAAGUGAAAUGCAGACUACUUCUUUUACUAAACCAAGCUCAAGCUCAGCUAGAACUAACGAUAAUCCCGCUGA